UCCCACCAAGAGGAGAUACCCAUCUGAUGUGACUCUCUUCAUUGUUUUAUCGUUUCCUUCCCGAACGCAAAACGGACCGAUCACACCUCUUCACCUGUGUACCUGAACACUUUUAUACAACUCCUUCUCUGCCUGUCCACAGACUGUCUCGGCCUGUCUGGUUGGACAACGAAUAGAAGUGAUUUUGUGUGUGAUAUAAAUAUUAGCAUUAGCAGUGGUAAAAGCACGUACACCAGUCUUUGUGGCUUGACAUCCGUUUGUACGUGUGGAAGGGGGGGGGGGGUGGUGUUGACAUAUCCCUUAUCCCUAAUAAAUAAUCACUUUACACCCUGCUCCAACCCUGCAUACCUCGCCCUAUACUCUACCUAACACCCAUACCCUACUCAAUCCCAACCUCCAUCCCCUACCCAUCUCACCGCUGACUCUCCACCGACGCAUCGGUAAUAAUUUCAUUGGCUGUGGUACAACAACUGCUCUGCCCUCAAAGGGCACAUUAAAGUUCGUAGUUGCAAAAACUCACGUUUCCUUAGAUAUCGUCGAACAUAAAAAGUAAAAGAAAUUGUUCAUAUUAUGUGCUUUGUUCAUUUUCAUACGCGAUGCCUAGCCACAGGAGCGUAACUCCAACUGACUGCACUUUGCGACAUAAUCAUGGACACUUAAAUUGGUAGAUCACGAUCUUAACAAUAAUAGUAUGUACUCGUUUGGUCAGUUUUGUUCUUACUGGCUUUAUUUCGGCAUAUUUAGAUUUGUUGUUGUUGUUUUUUAAAAUACAUUUUGAGGUAGAUGAUAGGUUUUUCUGCCCAUAAUCUUACUAAGUUCGAGCGGCUGAGAGAGAAAAAAAGAGUUUGAGAGUGUGGAAGGGAGGGUAGUGAUUAAUAAACACAUAGGUCGUCUCUACGAGAUCAGCUCACUAUCGUUUACACUGUGAGGUCGAUAGUGUUUGCAGUUUUGAGGGGACAACGACGUAACCAACCAGUUACUUCAAAUAUAAAAGUACCAUUCAUCGAUUUGUAUGUUUGUAACCUGAAAUGAGGUGCCUGAAUGCGAUCUUAUUUCUAGGCCUGCUCCAUAACUCAAUUUUUGGGUCUGUCUUAGAGGGAAGAAAUAAAGUUUGUGUUUUACCCAAUUUUGAUUGACAUUUUUAAAGCUUGAUUUUUUUCCAAACGUAUCAGAUGAUCUUCUUCAUAUCUACAAACUUGGUUUUCCCCUAGUUGAAUUUUAUUUGUUAGAUGUAAUGCUAGAAUUGGUGCAGAACAACCUCUCGAGAGAUGACCGAGUUGUUGUCUUUAAAGUGGGUCCUCUUGUCUUUUUGGACACCCUAUACAAUGAAAUUACUUCCGGCCUACGUCUUCAUCGGGAGCUAAAGUGUCCAUGUCCAGCUCUGUCUAAAAUGUAAAGCUCUAUGAAAUUCUUUGGCAUAUCUUUUUCCUUCAGUGAAUUUCGUUGGUAAAGAAAGUCCCACAAUGAUAAAUACCAUGCUUGUAAGAAAAAAAUCUUCUAGAGCCCUCUUUUCCCAACUUGCUUGAUCCACCAUGCACAUCUGGUUUCUCGACUCUUAGUGGAGUCACGUAACGCAAGAAAGAGACGCCUUUUAUUCUUUUAAGAAUAAUGGCUCAAGUAGACUUUUGCCACAUUCUCAGGGUAUUAUAUUUCCUAUUCAGAGAAUUUGCUUUGUAAAACUUUAGUAGGCCUAAAAGGUUUAACAAAAUGAGAUACACCCGAAACAAAUCUGAUCCAUAUGAACAGCACAUAUAUGACUCUAUACGAUUGAGAAAUCGCUUUGUUCGUUUGUUCAUUUUGACGUGGAAAGUAAAACUAUCAGUACAAAACGCCUUUAAAAAUGGGAAAAGUAGGACAUAAAGCUAAUCCUGCCACAUUUACGUUAACCUCAAAUAAAACGAAUAAAAGCAUAUUAUUAUCGAUGUGAUUAAGAAAAACCGUUAAACAAUCGUAGGUGAAGCAAAAAGCAGGACUAGAGUUCGAUGUGGAAAGUUAUCUGCCAAUAGUGAAUACUGAAACGGGAGCGUGAUGACUUGGAUUGUUGGAGAAAAUAGGACCAAGGAAUACUUUACACAAGCGACUACACCUCGUUUCAGAGUUAUUUGCCUGGCUAUUGUUAAAAGACGACAUCAAAGGGUAGGCAAUUUUCUGGUGUUGACGGUAACCACGAUUCUGCGUUGUUCAGGACUUCAUCACGCUUCAUGGGCAGAGCAGGUCUCUGUUGUUGUCGAAAGUUGCAAAGAGAGCCUGUGAGGGUUUUCAUUUCCUGCAAGGACAGAAACAAAGAAGAGGAAGUAAACCGAGUAUGUCUGACCAGGCCGGUGUUUCUUUGAUACUGGACAAUGGCUCCGGAGUGUGCAGGGCUGGUUUUGCUGGAGACGACGCUCCUAGAGUUGUUUUCGACACCAUUGUCGGGCAGCGCGUGCAUGCGCUGUCCAUGAAACUAUUUGUCAAGUUAUACCAACCCAUCGAGCGCGGCCUCGUCAAUGACUUUGAACGGCUGGAGACCAUCUACAUGGAACAGAUUAACAACCGGCUCAAAGUCGACCCAAAGGAACACCCAAUUCUUGUGACUGAAAUGCCGUUGAACCCAAAGAAAACCAGAGAGAGAAUGAUCCAGAUAAUGUUUGAGACGUUCGAAACCCCAGCAGCGUACCUCGCCAACCAGGCCGUGCUCUCUUUGUACACAACAGGAAAGACCAUUGGUACCGUGCUGGACUCUGGUGAUGGAGUGACCCACAGUGUCCCUGUCUACGAAGGACACGCUGUCUCGGACGCCAUCACGAGACUGGACCUGGCAGGUCGUGACCUCACUGAUUACCUGGCCAAGGUCCUGAGAGAGAGAGGCUACAGCUUCCCCACAGGCGAGGAGAGAAAGAUUGUCAGGGAUAUAAAAGAAAAGCUUUGUUACGUGGCUCUUGACUUUAACACUGAACUGAGGUCAGCAUCCACUUCGUCCGCGAUUGAGAAAAGUUAUGAACUUCCAGAUGGCCAAGUUAUCACUAUUGGUAAUGAAUGCUUCCGCUGCCCCGAAUCUUUGUUCCAGCCAGGUUUACUUGGGAUGGAGACACCGGGAAUACACCAAGCCACCUACAACUCCAUUAUAAAGUGCGAUGUCGACAUCCGGUUUAACCUGUACACCGACAUGGUAAUGUGCGGUGGCUCCACAAUGUACCCAGGUUUUGCUGACAGGAUGUUCAAGGAGAUGAGGGCUUUGGCUCCGCCCUCAAUGAAACUCAAGGUGCUUACUUUCCCUGAGCGGAAAAAUCUUUCAUUCAAAGGAGGCUCCAUGUUUGCUUCCAUGUCAACCUUCAAAGAUUUUUGUGUCCUCAAAGAGGACUUCUACGAAAUCGGUUGUGACGUGCUACAGAGAAAGGGCAUUUAAUUCCCUUCAAUUUUUAUUUUGAAUUGAAUGGUGCACUUUUGUCUAGAUUCUUGUUCUUCACAACUUUAUUAAUAAUGACCGUGACAUACAGGGAGAAAACACCCAUUCAUUCCUGUCUACAUAUUAUACAUCCUAGAGAGUUCCCCAGUUCUAUUUCAUACAUUUAGUAUCAGUUUUGCGAUUCUCCGUCACACACAUGUAUUGUUUUUUCUUGUUUUUUCCCCGUGUCUUGUUGAUGUAAUAACCCACCUUGGGGUGCUUGCCUGGAUUCUUUAAGAGUGUUUGCGUGCCCGAUAUACGUUCUUGUAUGCCCGACUGUCGCCUGUUUCCUGGAAAAUGAUUUCCGUGCAAAAUAAUACUUUUAGAAUUUCAUUUUCAUAAAAACUAAAGGAUAACUUAUAUUCAGUAUAAAAGUAUUUCAUUUCAAAGACAUCGAAUUCCAGUGUGUUCACGAUGUGGUAGGCCUUAGUCUAUUAGUACUGGUUGGCUCUCUCGCUGUUGACAUUACCCUAACCCAAUAGAGUAAAAUAGAGGUUCACUAAGGUAUCAACAUUAUAUUCGUUCAACAAUGACAGUAAU
Messenger RNA from Aplysia californica (California sea hare), 3964 nucleotides. Its product is annotated as actin. The record is from RefSeq and is a predicted model, not a curated record. Lineage: Eukaryota; Metazoa; Mollusca; Gastropoda; Aplysiida; Aplysiidae.